UGAGAGGUCGAGAUCGAGAACACUCUUUUUUGGCACAUUGCUUCGCAUUAGCAGCCAGCAGCAGCUACUUUAGAGAGAGGAGCCGGCCAUACAGAAGAAAAAACUCGAUUUUGCCAAGUUCCAAUAAAGUGAGUGGAUAAUUUUUGUUCGAAAAUCUGUCCGUGUGUCACAUAUUCACGAAAUAAAAGUGGCGGAAAAUAUCAAGUAGGUUAGGAGUGACGUUUUCUCGUGAUCGUGGAUUGUUUUCGCAGCGCCAAAAGGAAGGAAAUCCCAGGUGGAAAUCCUUUUUUCCACACGAGUGUGCUUCUUGUGGAUUUGUCUGGAAAGAAAGACAGCGGAGUAGCGAUAAAAAACCGAAGCGGAAUAGUUCAUCGCGCUGUGCGUGUGGUCUUGUGGACUAGGUUUUGCAAACGAAUAACAUAAUAUUCUUUUAUUCUUUGAAGUCUGCGGAAAUCGUAAGAACUAUGCAAAUCGUGCAAGUACUCGAGAAAACUAUAUCACCAGAUAAGGAUGAGCUGCUUGCGGCAAAGAAUUUCCUUGAGCAGGCGGCAGCAUCCAAUCUGCCCAACUUCCUUCGAGCGUUGUCCGAGGUGCUGGUGUUUCCUGGGAAUUCGCCGGUGGCUCGAAUGGCCGCCGGUUUGCAAUUAAAGAAUCAACUUACCAGCAAAGAUGUCGGCGUUAAGUAUCAAUCCCAGGAGCGAUGGUUAUCAUUUCCGGAAGAUAUGCGAGAAUACGUGAAAAAGAAUAUCGUCGCUUCUCUGGGUACCGAAAGCACGCGACCUUCGUCAGCGGCACAAUGUGUUGCCUACGUUGCCGUUGCUGAGCUCCCAGUUGGUCAGUGGCCGAAUUUGAUGCAGAAGUUGGUGGAUAAUGUGGUUAACGACAAAUCUACUGAAAUGGAACGGGAAGCCACUCUGGAAGCCAUUGGUUAUAUUUGUCAAGACAUCAAUUCGGAAAUUCUUGAACACCAAUCGAAUCAGAUUUUAACGGCCAUAAUUCAUGGAAUGCGUAAAUCAGAACCUUCCAAUCAUGUCCGAUUAGCGGCUACUAAUGCUCUGCUAAACUCCCUUGAGUUCACUAAAGCUAACUUUGAAGAAGCGGCAGAGAGAAACUAUAUCAUGGAAGUUGUGUGUGAAGCGACUCAAAGUACCGAUACCCAAAUCUGUGUGGCCGCUCUUCAAUGCCUGGUGAAAAUUCUUACACUUUAUUACCAACAUAUGGAAGCAUACAUGGCUCAGGCUUUGUUUCCCAUCACACUUGAAGCAAUGAAAAGCGACAAUGAACAGAUAGCUCUACAAGGCAUAGAGUUCUGGUCCAAUGUUAGCGAUGAGGAAAUCGAUCUGGCGAUCGAAGCACAGGAAGCAAUGGAAGCAGGACGGCCUCCAAAUCGUGUGUCACGGCACUACGCCCGAGGGGCGCUCCAAUACCUAGCUCCAGUAUUGAUGGAGAAAUUGACACGACAAGAAGAGUUCGAUGACGAAGAUGAUUGGAACCCGUCGAAGUCUGCUGGAGUGUGUCUGAUGCUUUUGGCCACUUGCUGUGAAGAUGAGAUUGUUCCGCAUGUCCUUCCCUUUGUUAACAACAACAUAAAGUCAACGAACUGGCGUUUCCGGGAUGCCGCGUUGAUGGUGUUUGGCUCAAUUCUGAGUGGUUUGGAGGUUAACACGCUUAAACCGCUUGUGGAACAAGCUAUGCCCACUUUAAUUGAGCUGAUGUACGACCAAAGUGUAAUUGUAAGGGAUACUUGUGCGUGGACUUUUGGACGAAUUUGUGAGGUCAUUCCCGAAGCUGCCAUCAAUGAACAGUAUUUGGAACCUUUGCUUAAAGCUCUGCUUAACGGGUUGAAGGCAGAACCACGUGUUGCUACGAACGUUUGUUGGGCCUUUACCGGUCUGUCAGAAGCAGCAUACGACGCUGCAAAUGUCGAUGAAGAUCCCCCACAGACUUACUGUCUGUCGCAUUAUUUCGAUUUCAUUAUCAACAGCCUGUUGGAAACGACAGAUCGCCCGGAUGGAGCUCAGGCAAACUUACGUUCUUCCGCUUACGAAGCUUUGAUGGAAAUGAUCAAGAACUCACCGCAAGAUUGUUAUGUUUCGGUACAGAAAACGACAAUGGUAAUUUUAGAACGGCUUAACCAAGUCCUGCAGAUGGAAUCACACAUUUCCACUCAUAACGAUCGCCAUCAGUUCAACGAUUUACAGUCACUUCUUUGCGCCACGCUUCAAUCAGUUUUGCGCAAGGUUGACGCGAAAGACGCUCCUCAGAUAUCUGAUGCCAUUAUGACGGCUCUAUUGACCAUGUUCAGCUCAAGUUCCGGCAAAGUUGGUGGUGUUCAGGAAGAUGCACUGAUGGCAGUAUCAACACUGGUUGAUCUACUUGGAGAACAAUUCAUCAAAUACAUGGAUGCCUUCAGAGAGUAUCUGUACAUGGGCUUAAAGAACCACCAAGAGUACCAGGUUUGCUGCACUGCAGUUGGUCUUGCCGGGGACAUUUGUCGAGGUUUGAAAAACAAAAUCCUCCCGUACUGUGACGAAAUCAUGACCCUACUACUGGAGAACCUCAGUAACCCUUCGAUCCAUCGGAGCGUCAAACCACAAAUCCUAUCUGUGUUUGGUGAUAUGGCCUUGAGCAUUGGCGCCGACUUCAAGAAAUAUUUAACCAUUGUGCUGCAAAUGUUGACACAUGCGACACAAGUACAGGUUGAUCCGACCGAUUACGACAUGAUUGAUUAUCUUAACGAGCUGCGUGAAAGCGUCCUUGAAGCCUACACUGGAAUCGUGCAGGGACUGAAGGGUGUCGAUAAAAGCCCAAAUGACGAUGUCAACCUUCUGCAGCCGCAUGUGGUCUUCAUCGUAAACUACAUUAUCUCAAUAGCGAAGGACACGGAGCUGUCGGAUGGAAACAUUGCCAUCGCGUCCGGUUUGCUCGGAGAUAUGUGCUCUGCCUUUGGGCCUGAUUUGUUGCCACUAGUGGAAGAUACUCAAAUCCAGCAGCUACUGAACGAUGGGAAGAAUUCGCGCACCACCCGUACCAAAACGCUGGCCAAUUGGGCUCUGAAGGAAAUAAAAAAACUGAAACAACCGGCGAACGAUGCGAGUUGAUUUAAUCCAGCAUUAAUGGCAACACGCUCAACUACACAGCAGCCAAUGGCACCACCAGCACAGUUCCAGCAAUGUAAUUCCACUAUCGAGCCGUUCGGUAUCUCCUGUUGCUCUCCGUCAUCAUCGAAUGCUUCGUCUAUUCCCCAAAAUGCUGCUAGUUUUACUAACCAGGAUGAACUGUUCAAUUGUAAUUUCAGUUACAGCGAACAUCUCUGCUUCGAUAUGUCGCUGCAAAUUUGAGUUCAUUCUCACUUUUUAAACUAUGAUGCUGAUCUAGCGGCCUCAAUUACAGCGCCUUCGCUCUACGACAAGUAAGUCCCUUACCAUCUCUCUUCUAUUAUGCUGAACUGUCUAUCGAAGCGGAGCUUGAGAAUCGAAUAAUCGACGGGGUGAGCAUUGGGAGAGGAGACGAAUUGUGAUUCCGCAUGAUUCCACCUGUUGUCGCUGGUCGCUCCAGAUAAAUAUAAUUUGUCUCCAAAGCCGGAACUGUGUGUACAGCUAAAUAACAGUGUGUAGUAGUUCUAGUAAUAGAAAACGUAGAUGAUUACACUGUAAGCCAACUAAAUCAAACCAAUUAUUAUCCAAACGUAGCCAGCAGGGUCUACGAGACUCACAUACACACAUAUACAAACACAUAGUCAUAGGCACACACAUAAAGUCUUCUUUACAAGUGAAAUCUUUCGAUCUAAUAGAUGAAACGUGUGCCAUAGUGAAAUUCGAAGGGUGGCCAGCAUAGGAUGUGAAAUGUUGGACAUCGUUUUUCCGAUUGUAAAUUUGUUGACAAAUAAAAUUGUUAUUCGUACGUUGUACAUUUUUUCACCGUGGCACUCGUUUUUCUCUCGUUUAAUCUAAAAGUAUGUCAAAAACUUAAGCUGCAUUAAAUUCAAUCCCACACAGAUACCCAUAGGAAUAACUAGGUUUAGCGGGAAACAUAUUUAACUACAGUUAAAAUUGCUAAGGAAUAUAAAAUAUCCACCGGCAAAUGAAAGGGGAACGAAAUACUUCUGAUUCGAUAAAUAUUACAGAAUAACAAUUGGCCAGCUCGCGUUUAAAUCUUUCCUUUUUUAAGUCUCUGUGAGGCGAAGUGGACUAAUUUCUAGCGGUUGGUUCGGGGACAAAACUUUCGAGUUUUUUAGAAAUUUGAUCUAAUAUAUAUUUUUAAGGUGUGCCAGUGUUCUGGCUGUUUACAUUUGCGCAAAAAAAGCUAAAAUUUGCUGUAAUAUUUUAGAGGAAAGAAAUAUUUCGUUGACCUGGAUCCUUCUUUUCUAGGCCCAAUAUCGAGGAGAUUAGCAAUUGUUCUACAAAUAAAGAUAAAGGCAAGAGGAAAAAAAGGAAAACAAGCGUUUAAUAUACAUAUGAUCACAUUACAAGAAGGAAACAAAGAAGCUUAAGAUGUAGUUUAUGGUUCAACAAUAUAAAAUCUUUUAGGAUUAGAGGAAAAAAACAAAAAAAAAAAAUGAAAAAAACAAGGUAAAGUCAUGCAAUUACACGAAAGUAGGAUGACGUUAGUACGGAAAAUAGGAUGUGCGAUUCCGGAUUUGCUGUCUCUUUUUUUCGAUCGCUUGUUGCGGUAGGAUGAAAACAGAAGCGACAAAUUUAUGUAUCCUCAUUAGUUAAGACGAAAGAAUCGAGAAGGAAUGAAGAAUGGUGCGGUGGCGUGUGAUACAGGGAAUGCUGGGUAUGAAAUCGUUUGUUUUCGCGUUUAUUUUAAUGAGUAUUGUUCGAAAUUUGCCUGGGCCAACUUUGGCAAUUAAUUCACAGAAAAUAAUCUAGGCGUAAAAUUCUUGCAAUAUGGAUUUAUUCGGUCAAGUUUUUACUGGGCAGCUUUGUUUAGAUAAAAAGCUGCAUUUGAUAUUUUGUCAAUUGGGGACAGUUUGUUUAUUUCCUGAAAUCAAUAGUUUCGUAUAAUUUAAGACGCACAAACUUUGAAGUUAUCUUUAAAUCAUUGAAACAGCAGAAACCUGUAAUUGUUAUAAAUUGACGUACCGACCAGACCGACUGAAAUUUGACUGAACAGUAAGAAGAAUCCAUACCAAUAGACGAUACUAAAGAUACUGGAAUGUGCUGCGUGUGCCUGAAAGCGUAAAAAUGUGAUUAUUUCAAUUGUUAUGUUGUUUAUUUCUGUCGAUCGUCGCGUGAAACGCAGUAUGUAUGUGUAUGAAGCUAAAAACCUUAUUUCACCAUAAUUCAACUGUAGCUAGAAUGAAGAGUGACCUUUUUUGAGAAUGUGUAUGAGUGUGAUGUGCAAACGAGAUCUUAUCAAAUGAAAACAUGGCAAUGAAGCAUGUUUAAUGGCUUAAUAUUUUAUUACGGCAGUUCUUAGUUUAAACUUAAUUAUAUUCAGUUAUCUGAUUAUGUUCUAAGUAUUUGUUCCAAAAUACAAUCAUACUAAAAGUGCCUCAAUGGCGUUGGCCUCGCGUGAUCCUUAUAUUUAUCGCCUCAUAAUUAUAGAUUUUUUUUGUCAGACUAUAGCAUCUCUUGUUGUUUUAAGAAAAAAAUCAUCGGUAUGUGAUAGCAAUUAAGUUUUUGCAUAUUUGAUUGCUUUUUGAAUGAUUUUGUUCACUCUCUUAGGAGACCUACAACAGGUUGAAAUCUAGGUUUUUGUAGGAUGCUUUCUUUAGACUGACUUCAUUCGACAGGUAAAAAAUGGACUACAAACGAAUAUACAAUUGAAUGUUAUGUUGUUAAUGACAUUAAAUCUCAGUCUAGGGCGGUCACGGUAGGCAUUUGGAAAAAAUCAAAAUAGUUAUUUUUGGCGGCUACAAUUAGAUAGAACUAUGAACCAAAAUAUGUUGGUGUCCGUGUGGUGUUCUAAUGCUUUUAUAUCUGGCUCCAAACAUGCAGAAUAAUACUUAAUGUUUUAAGAUUUUCGGAAAACCCUAUUUUAUUCUUUUUCGUUGCAUUAAAUAUGUUUUACCCUAAAACUGCGUGACGGCCCCUGAAACUCAUUUUUUGAAUACCCUGAGCCUCUUUCAAUAUGGUCCAAAGCAAGCCACGCAUUGAUAAAUACUGUUUCCAAAGUUGGAUAUAGCAUUUUUUUUUAAUUUGGACAAAUUCACACUCCAUUGUUGAUCUGUGAAAGCAAGUACAAACAAGAAUAUGAUACGUCUUCAUUGCCUAUAAUCGUUGGUCAGUCCCAUGUAGAUAGGUAAUCCUAUAGAACAUAGGACUAACUCGCGAUUAUAGGAGAUUCAGUAAUGGUGUGGUAGCCGCUUGGACGAAACAAAUUCGUAUUUUUUGUUGCUUGGCGUUUAACGUUACAACGGAAACAUUAAAAUUGCAUUCAUUUGAUAGGAAUGACUACUUCUUUUAGUGCGCGUUGAAGAAUUAUGCCAAUUAAAGAUGGAAAUCCUGCAACACAAAAAGUUAAUCCAGAGCCAAACUAUAUGAUACUUGCACCCAGUUGUUCGACUACAAAAAGAAGGCUGUUUCAAGUUUGUUUUUGUUCCAGUUAAACAACAAAUCAGAAUGAAUGCCGUUAGAAAUGGAAGUAAUAAGGUAAAAAACAAAAAACUCGGGAGUGUUUGUGAAGAGACAAAUGCCUGGGUGAAUGUAAAAAUCUGUAUCAUUCCAUCGAAUGUAAAAUAUCGACGCAAAUGUAAAGGAGUAUCCUUAACAAAUUUUAGCAUUACAAAACAUACAUAAACCGCAAGAACGAAAAAUCAGCUUGAAAAAUAAGCUGCUUUACCAACAACAAAAGGAAGACUUAACGGUUACGUAACACACAAAUACAAAUACUACAAAGAAACAUACAAAUUCAUCGUUCCCAGUCGAAGCAAUUUUACGUGAUUUUUUCUAUAAUACACAAGUAGGAAAUAGAGAGACUUUCGACGAUAAAUUACAGACUUUGGGAUUCAGUGAAAAAUAAUUUACGAAACAAAAAAAUAAAACAAGCGAACAUUGCUCAGGUACAUACAGCAACAAAAAAACAAACAUACAAACAAAUACCUACAUACAAAACAAAAUACAAAGACUUACAAACAGUGAACUCUCAAUCUAAAAUAGGCGAAGUGUGGGAAAACUUAAGACAGAAAACAAUAAAAGAAGUUUGAUGUAACAUUUUUCCUUCUUGCAAAACAUAACGAAUGAAAAGUGCAAAAUGUGAGUUAGUUAGCGUGUUUGUGAAAAAGAACUAAGCGAGGGUACUUGAGGGAACUGUCUUUUGGUGAUGAUUGUUCCAUAAAGUCAUAUAUUUAUACUAUAAGGGGUGAACAACAAAUGGUAUUAGAAUUUCAGUUACUCCUGUUUAGCUAGACGAACAAUGAAUGUGAGAAAUCGGAAGUAAAACUUGUUUAUACGCUCUCGACGCGGAUAUUUAUUUCCUGCAGAGAAAAUUGAACUAAGCUCAGAAAUAAUAAAGAAAUCAGAAUUUUAGCUGAAUCUAGCGGAACCAAUGAAAUAAUCGAUGAACUGGAAACAUUAAAAAAUCCACUAGAAUUUAAGUAGGAAUUAAUUGAAAUUACGAUGAACUAUACAUACUGACAUACCUAGACGCAAAUGAAUUAAGUUGAACUAUGAAAUAAUAAAAAUGAAAACAACUGUGAUUUGAGAAAGCUUUUCAGUCACAAUCAUACAACCGUUAGUGGGGGAAAUUACCAAUCGAAAGGCUUAAAGCGUAAUCGAAAAAAAGUUUUUAAAAUUCCCGAAUAUAAUUAAUGAAUUGAAAUUUACAAAUCAUGCAUUCAUGCAAUAAAUCAUGAAUUGCAGCAAAACAAAGCGGGAAAAGCUUUCUCAAGAAAUGAAUGACUGAUUUUAAACGAACCUUAACGUAAUACCAACUUUGUAAAGAACGAAUGUUGUACGAAUUCCAACUGAAUGUAUGUGUAUGCUCCUAAAAUGCUCGAUAUAGUUACAUGUUUCGUUCAGAUGUUUGAAACCUAUGAUUCAUUUCUUUGAAACUUUAUUCACCCUACGAAACCACUGUGUAAUCGUGUUUCAAUGUGUGAGUGCGAAAUAGCUGUAUCUUUUAUCAUAAGUAGCGAUCGACCCCAUCUCAUCAUUGAUAAGGAAGCCUCCAAAGGGGGAAAACUGUGUUAGCAAUAUAUCAAACAGAAUUAUCAUCUUCGUAUAAUAUACAUUUUAAUUAAUAGAAGAAAUGUGUAUGAAACAAAACCAACAAAAUUAGGCUAAUCGCGCAAAGUAAACUAGAUUGAAACUUUGGAGGUUUCAGAACAACUGAUUUCAUAGUGCGUCCGAAUAAAAGAGAAUUUUGACUGACUGUAUAGAAUUCCAACAAAUACAUACCGAAAUGAAUAUUUUUGUAACAGUGUGCAACAAAUAAAUAAGCGAAAUAACUGCUCGGGAGUUAUGCAAGAUGCGUAUGCGUAAGAAGGACAUUUGAAUUACGGACUGACACACCCUUAGAAUUGGCCAUACAAAAACAAAUCGUGAGUUUCUAGGAAAAAUGAAUAUUUAACGGUUAUUGAUAAGAGCGAAUGUGAUAAAAGUAUGUCUGUUUUUCAUACGAUCGCUUGCAUGUUUAGUUUGUGAUAGGAAAAAUACGAGGAAGCUUUGUUUAUUUCCUGAAUGUCUGCAUUAAAAAAUCCGAAGAAUCUUGUGAGAAAACAAUAGCCAUAAAAAUGAAAAAGCAGUAUGUAAAUGUGAGAGGCUGUGUUGCGAGACUGGAGAGCGAUUCCUAGUGGUAGCCGCGUGUUUAAAUGAUAAGCGAGUGUAGGUCUCUUUGUAAGUAAGUUUGUCUGUAUAGUUGAUGCUUGGUGACUGAAUAAAAAUUACAUGACUGCCAAAAACAUCAUCUUGUCUUAUUUAUUUUUUCGUAUAUCAGUAAGUGAGAAGUGAGGCAAAAAUUAUGAUUAGGAGUCAGAAUAAUAAGGUAUCACACCAAUUGUGAUGUUCUUUUCUAUUCAAUGCGAUGUGCGGGUAUUUUUUUGUUUGGUGGAGACUUGUUUCAAUCAAGAGACAAAUAAGUAACAAUUUUUGUAUGAAAUGGAAAUAAACGAGGAAAACGAA
This is a messenger RNA of Topomyia yanbarensis, 9068 nucleotides long. It is a transcript of the gene Fs(2)Ket, whose product is annotated as importin subunit beta. Gene Ontology annotation, biological process: protein import into nucleus. The record is from RefSeq and is a predicted model, not a curated record. Gene Ontology annotation, cellular component: cytoplasm; nucleus. NCBI's taxonomy places the organism in Eukaryota, Metazoa, Arthropoda, Insecta, Diptera, Culicidae. The coding region runs from base 465 to 3101 and encodes 878 amino acids. Gene Ontology annotation, molecular function: small GTPase binding; nuclear import signal receptor activity. The transcript has 5 exons.